AGGCUACGAAGAAGAAUUCCCUCAAACGUAAUCCCAGGCCCAAAUGCCAAGCCCAGGCCCCACUCCUCACCCCCCUCUCCUUUCCCCUUCAGCUCAUCCCUCAUAUACUCCAUCACAUAAAAUAUAGUAUUACUGCUCACAUUCCCGUAGUCCAUCAAGGCCCGCCUGCUGCAGCUCAGCUUCUCUUUCUCCAGUCCCAGUUUACUUUCCAGCCUGUUCAGUAUCGCCGGCCCACCAGGAUGCACGGCCCAGAACAACUCAUUAUACUCUCGGCCCACUAGCCCACCUUUCUCCAUCAGCUUUCUGCAAAACUCCUCAAUGUUGUCCUCAAUUUUCUGAGGCAAAUCCCUUCCCAGCUUGAAAUAAAUUCCUUCCUCCGACAACCGGCCGUCGAUGACGCCGCUCGUAUCCGGCAAGAACUGCUGCAUCGCGUGACUGAGCUCCAUAAAGGGUCGCUCGUUUCCGGUCGGGUCGGACCCGAUGACGACGGAGGCAGCGCCGUCUCCGAAUAGGGCCGCGCCAACCAGGUCGUACGGUCGGGCCUUGUUCGGCGGACGGAAUCCCAGUAUGGUUGUCUCCGAGGUCGUGAGCAGCACGCGGCUUCCGGGAUUGUUCUCCGCUAUGUCCUUGGCCACCCUCAGCCCUGCGCCGCCGCCAGAAUUAUUUUUCAGAUUAAAUAAAUACGUCCUCGCUCAGAUUUCGCAAUUUAAUUUUUUUUUAUAUUGUAAUUGAAAAUUGAAAAUGUUGAGGUGAUGGGCUUGCCUGUGACGCCGCCAUAGCAGCCGAGAAAGUAGAGCAUGACGCGGCCGACGUCGUUGUUGAGGCCGAGCUCGUUGGCCAGGUAGAGGUCGCCGCCAGGUAAGCGGAUCUCGCUGGACGAGACAUAGACUAUGUGGGUGAUGUCGGAUUUGGGCCGGGCCCAGUUGUUGAGGCAGGCCCAACUGGCUUCGGUGGCCAUCUUGAGGACAGCUGGGUUGGCUAUGUCGAGCCGCUGCUUGAUGGUGGGCGAGCCUUCUGUGGCGAGCUCCGGGUAUUGGCUUACACAGUCGCUCGAGUUUCUCCUUAAUGGCCAAGUCAUCGCAUUUGGUGUCGCGAAUGUAGCCCUCGACCAAGAAAUCUUGAGGGACAAUUUGGCUAGGGAAGGCUUUGCCAAUUGCAAGAACUGUAGCUUUUCCGGGAGUUGCCAUUCGACUCGGUGGUGGAAGAUUUUGGUUUGCUUCACUGUUAUUGGCGUUGAACUGCGACAUGGCUGCCGAAAAGGAAAA
Striga asiatica is the source of this 1265-nucleotide messenger RNA. The record is from the annotation of a GenBank genome assembly. NCBI's taxonomy places the organism in Eukaryota, Viridiplantae, Streptophyta, Magnoliopsida, Lamiales, Orobanchaceae.